Molecule: messenger RNA, 3345 nt
Organism: Lactuca virosa
Lineage: Eukaryota; Viridiplantae; Streptophyta; Magnoliopsida; Asterales; Asteraceae
Source: the annotation of a GenBank genome assembly
GCGCAGGCAGUUUCUGCUGAAUGAAACACCGUUGAGCACUGCAAGGCCAUCCAAGAAUGGCGGCUUCUUCGUCUGCGAUCUCAAAUCCCUCCUUUUUCACCGUAACUACGAGGCGUCAUCAGUCCUCUUCUCCUCCUUUCAAUUUUUUCUGUACACGACCUGCCAAUCCUUUCCCCCUACUCUCGUUUUGUUCUCGACGCCGUCGCUUCACUCCCAUACUAAUUAAAGCAUCUCUCAAAGAAAAUUUGGGCCGCGUUACGAAAACAUGGGGAGAUUUUACAAGCCUUAAUUACUGGGUUGUUCGGGAUUAUUAUCGUCUUGUAGAGUUCGUUAACUCCUUUGAGCCUCGAAUUCAGAAGCUUUCUGAUGAACAGCUAACUGCAAAAACUGCUGAGUUCCGCCGUCGCUUGGGAAAAGGAGAGACACUUGCCGAUAUUCAAGCUGAGGCAUUUGCUGUUGUUCGCGAAGCUGCCAAGAGGAAGCUUGGGAUGCGUCAUUUUGAUGUGCAGAUUAUUGGUGGUGCAGUGCUUAAUGAUGGGUCUAUUGCUGAGAUGAAAACUGGAGAGGGGAAAACACUGGUUUCUACAUUGGCUGCAUAUCUUAAUGCCUUGACUGGCGAGGGUGUUCAUGUGGUAACGGUCAAUGAUUACCUUGCUCAACGUGAUGCUGAGUGGAUGGGUCGUGUUCAUCGUUUCUUAGGUCUUUCUGUUGGUCUUAUCCAAAGAGGCAUGAAACCUGAGGAAAGGAGGUCUAACUAUAGAUGUGAUAUUACAUACACCAAUAAUUCAGAACUUGGUUUUGACUAUUUGAGAGACAAUCUUGCUGGCAGCAGCGGGCAACUUGUUAUGAGAUGGCCAAAACCAUUUCAUUUUGCAAUAGUUGAUGAAGUUGAUUCUGUCCUAAUUGAUGAGGGAAGAAACCCAUUGCUGAUAAGUGGUGAGGCUAGCAAGGAUGCUGCACGUUAUCCAGUUGCUGCCAAAGUAGCCGAGCUUCUCAUGCGUGGCCUUCAUUACAAUAUACAGCUUAAGGAUAAUUCAGUGGAGAUGACAGAAGAAGGAAUAGCCCUAGCUGAGAUGGCUCUAGAAACAAAAGAUCUUUGGGACGAGAAUGACCCUUGGGCUAGAUUUGUCAUGAAUGCUUUGAAAGCCAAGGAGUUCUAUCGCCAAGAUGUGCAGUACAUUGUUAAAAAUGGGAAAGCUCUUAUAAUAAACGAGUUGACGGGGAGAGUGGAAGAAAAAAGACGAUGGUCAGAGGGGAUUCACCAGGCUGUGGAGGCAAAAGAAGGUUUACCAAUCCAGGCUGAUUCAGUUGUAGUGGCGCAGAUCACGUACCAAUCAAUGUUUAAGCUCUAUCCAAAGCUUUCGGGGAUGACAGGGACUGCAAAAACUGAAGAAAAGGAGUUGUUGAAAAUGUUCCAGAUGCCUGUUAUUGAAGUGCCCACAAAUAUGGCAAAUAUUCGUCAUGAUUUACCCAUCCAAGCUUUUGCAAAUGCUCGUGGUAAAUGGGAAUAUGUUCGUGCAGAAGUUGAAAGCAUGUUCAGAGUUGGUCGUCCUGUUUUAGUGGGGACCACUAGUGUUGAGAACUCAGAAUAUUUGUCUGCUUUGCUGAGGGUUAGCAAGAUUCCCCACAAUGUCCUCAAUGCACGACCAAAGUAUGCUGCAAGAGAGGCUCAAACUGUGGCCCAAGCUGGACGAAAAUAUGCUAUCACCAUAUCUACAAAUAUGGCUGGAAGGGGCACAGACAUUAUAUUGGGAGGUAACCCCAAGAUGCUUGCAAAAGAAGUUAUAGAGGAUAGCAUACUUUCACAUAUGAGUCAUGAUACUCCUGAUGUUGAGGUUGAGGACCCAAAGUCACAAAAGGUAUUAUCAAAAAUGAAAAUUGGACCAUCAUCAUUAGCUUUGCUAGCUAAGACGGCUCUAAUGGCUAAAUACGUGGGCAAAAGUGAGAACAAGAGUUGGACAUAUGAGAAGGCAAAAUCAAUAAUUUUAGAGUCAAUUGAAAUGAGCCAGUCAGUGGGUUUAGAUGAACUGCAUAGGCUUGUGGAAGAACAGGCAGAGAUGUACCCUCUUGGUCCUUGCAUUGCAAUUGCCUAUUUAUCGGUUCUAAAGGACUGUGAGAUUCAUUGUUUUCAUGAAGGAUUGGAAGUCAAACGGCUUGGUGGUCUCCAUGUCAUUGGAACAUCUUUGCAUGAGUCCCGAAGAAUUGAUAAUCAGCUUCGUGGCAGAGCAGGAAGGCAAGGAGAUCCUGGAUCAACACGGUUCAUGGUCAGUUUGCAGGAUGAAAUGUUUCAGAAGUUCAACUUUGACACUGAGUGGGCUGUGAAACUUAUAUCCAGGAUUACUAAUGAUGAGGAUGUACCUAUUGAAGGUGAUACAAUUGUCCGACAGCUUCUGUCUCUUCAAGUUUCGGCAGAAAAGUAUUUCUUCAACAUAAGAAAGAGCCUUGUGGAGUUCGACGAAGUGUUAGAGGUGCAAAGGAAGCAUGUUUAUGAUCUCCGUCAGUUAAUUUUAACUGGUGAUUCUGAGAGUUGUUCACAUCACAUAUUCCAGUACAUGCAAGCAGUUAUCGACGAAAUUGUUUUGGGAAAUGUUAAUCCAUUGAAGCAUCCAAGCAGCUGGAACCUAGAUAAACUCUUGAAGGACUUUGUUGCAAUUUCAGGGAAGAUUUUGGAUGAGUCGUGUGCGGGAAUUACGGUUGAAUCUUUAAUGCAAUCACUUGCCAAUGUUGAUGAAGUGAGUGAUGUAGAUAUCAACGAUUUCUGUUUUCCAAAUUUACCCCAACCUCCAAAUGCCUUUAGAGGCAUACGUAAGAAGACUACCUCACUAAAACGCUGGCUAGCCAUAUGCUCCGAUGAUUCACUCUCACUCAAAGAUGGAAGAUAUCGACUUACUGCUAAUCUUCUGCGCAAGUACCUUGGCGAUUUAUUAAUUACUUCAUAUAUGAACAUCAUUCAAGAGUCUGGUUAUGCUGAAGAAUACGUCAAAGAAAUUGAGAGAGCAGUUCUUGUGAAGUCACUAGAUUGUUUCUGGAGAGAUCAUCUUGUAAACAUGAACAGACUAAAUUCAGCGGUAAAUGUGAGGAGUUUUGGGCACAGGGAUCCGCUGGAGGAAUAUAAAAUAGAUGGUUGUCGGUUUUUCAUAUCCAUGCUUAGUGCAACUCGAAGAUUAACUGUUGAAUCUCUUUUGAGGUACUGGUCGUCUCCUAUGGACUCCCAACAAAUAUACACAUGAUCAUUUUAUUUUACAACCAGGAAAGCUAAUAUAUAUUAUAUUGUAUAUAGAUACAUGUAUCAUUGUAUAGGUCCUAUGUUUGUAUUCUUGCCUUCUUGGUGUAGAGUUAGGUCGG